AUGGACAGAAAACAGGAACAAGAAGCACGAACAAAAAGCGGAGUGGAAUGUCAAAGGGUUGUCUCCAGCAAAGACUAUUCUGUCAACAGUACUUUAUCUUACGAUGCAUCAAAAAUUCCAUGCUUCAUUUUCAACUUUGAAGUAGUCAACAGGAAUCCCCAACUCCUCCACAAUCUCACAUUGGGUUAUAAUAUCCAUGACAAAUAUUUUAAUACAUUUGGCACUUCAGAAGCCUUGCUGGACAUACUCUCUACUGGAGAAGCCAAUGUUCCCAACUACAGUUGUGGAAGGAAAGACAAUCUUUUGUCUCUUCUUGAUGCAGCUAAAAGGGACAUCUCCACCCAGAUGUCAACAUUAGUAGGCCCUUACAAAGUCUCACAGAUUAGUUAUGGUUUUGUUUCUGAGGCACUGAGUGAUAAAGGUCAAUUCCCUUUUUUCCACCGAAUGCACCCAAAACAAGGGAUCCAGUACCCAGCAAUUGUCCCACUGCUCCUCCAUUUCAGAUGGACCAUGAUUGGUCUCUUUGCUGCAGAUACAGAAAAUGGAGAGAAUUUCAUCAGGACUUUGACUCCUGUGCUUGUCAGGAAUGGAAUUUGUGUUGUUCUAUCACAACAGUUCUCAACAACUGGAGAUACAGCACCCCUCAAGGAUGCCCUUUCUAAGUGGAGACAAGUCAAUGUCUUUGUUCACUUCAUAGAACAUCCUUCUUUUUUGGAUAGACUUCUUUAUUUUCAUUUACCAUUGGAAAGUUUGCCAGGACCUGUUCAAAGGAAAGUCUGGAUCAUGACACUCUUUUGGCAUUCAGAAAUUCAAUACUACUCUCUUUUCAAAUUUGUCCAUAGUAUUUGGACCUUUGCUUUUCAGAAGAAAAAAAAGGAUAAAGAUGACAACUUUGAACCCAAUAUUUUUGUGCAACACCAAUUUGCAGAUCAGUCCUUUCACUGUUCUUUUUCAAAGCACGUCUUUUCUGUGAAAGACAGGAGAAGAUGCACCCAAAAAACGCCCCUGGAGACCCAAAAGAAAAAGAAUAGUAAAUGGAUCUCAAAUGACCAUGAGGUUUACACUGUCAUUAAGACUCUGGUCUAUGUCUUGAAUGCUGCAUAUUCCUCCAGAUCCAGGAAGAGGAAGGAUGGCAAAUAUAGGUUAGCAGAUCCAAGGCUGCAGCCAUGGCAGUCUCUGCCUCAAUCCAAAUGUGUGGAAAGUUGUCAUCCUGGAUUUGUCAAGUGGGCUCGGGAAGGAGAGCCAGUUUGCUGCUAUGAUUGUGUCCCUUGUCUGCAGGGGACUAUCUCCACUCAGGAAGAUACUGAAAAAUGCACCAAGUGCCCAGAUGAUCAAUAUCCAAAUGAGAAUCGAGUCCAUUGUAUUCCCAAAAGAAUAACCUUUCUGUCCUAUGAUGAACACCUUGGCAUCAUCCUGGUCUCUUUUGCCCUACUCUUGUUCCUAACCACCGGCUUUGUUUUAAUUAUAUUCUUUCAAUACUUAGAAACUUCCAUUGUCAAAGCCAACAACCGGGACCUCUCCUUCAUCCUCCUGGUUUCCCUCCUGCUUUGCUUCUUGUCUUCCUUUUUCUUCAUUGGACAACCAAGCAAAGUCACCUGUCUUCUCCAACAAACCGUGUUCAGCAUUGUCUUCUCAGUAGCUGUGUCUUCUGUGUUGGCCAAAUCAGUCAUGGUGGUGCUGGCCUUCCUGGUCACGAAACCAGGGAAUAGAGUGAAGAGAUGGUUGGGGAAAAGUUUGGCCAACUCCAUCAUCCUUUCUUGUUCUGGUGUCCAAAUUUUCAUCUGCUCCAUCUGGCUGGGAGUUUCUCCCCCAUUUCCUGACUCUGACCUGCACUCUCAGCCUGGAGAGAUCAUCCUUCAAUGCAAUGAAGGGUCUGUCGCUAUGUUUUAUAUUGUUCUCAGCUAUAUGGGUUUCCUAGCAGCCAUUUGCUUCAUUGUAGCUUUCCUGGCCAGAAACCUGCCUGGGGCCUUCAAUGAAGCCAAGCUGAUCACCUUCAGCAUGCUGGUCUUCUGCAGUGUCUGGGUCACCUUCUUGCCCACUUACCUGAGUACCAAAGGAAAGUCCAUGGUAGUUGUGCAGGUUUUCUCCAUUUUGGCUUCCAGUGCUGGUUUACUGGGCUGCAUCUUCUUCCCCAAGUGCUACAUUAUC
Molecule: messenger RNA, 2148 nt
Organism: Crotalus tigris (Tiger rattlesnake)
Lineage: Eukaryota; Metazoa; Chordata; Lepidosauria; Squamata; Viperidae
Product: vomeronasal type-2 receptor 116-like
Exons: 5
Biological process (GO): G protein-coupled receptor signaling pathway
Cellular component (GO): membrane
Molecular function (GO): G protein-coupled receptor activity
Source: RefSeq, a predicted model, not a curated record